AUUCACGCGUCGAAUCAUGAUUUUGUUAACAUUCACAACGAACACACACAAAUAAAAACAGGCCUCAGAUUUUAAAUGUAACAUUAAUUAAAAAUCCGAGAUAUCCAAUUAUGAGUGAGUGAAUUAAUUGAGUUUAGUUAUUUCGCUUAGAAAGAAUUUCUUUUAUUUUUGUUAUUAUUGGCAGUAAUCAGAUAAAGCUGUUUUUUUAUCUUAUUCACCUGAUAUCUUACUCUUGCUCAAAGAUUAUUUUGAAAAUGUUGAUUAAAUAAAAUUGUAUUGUUGCAUUUCCAGUCCUUUUGUUUUCUAUUUUUUAUUCUAUUUUAUGAUUUUGUUUCAGAGUUGUGAUUUUUAAGGAAAUUAAAUAAUAAUUUUCUAAAAUAUAACAUGCACAUACUUUUUUUGAUCAUUGUAUUGUUGAUUAUCAUUCACGUCACAUCGCUUCGGAAUAGAAACCAGUUUAAUUUACACUAUGUUGUGUAUUGUGCUUAAAUUAUGGAUUGUAUUCAUCAUUUCGGUCCAUAUAAAUAAUUAUAUGGCACCUACCUAUUUAUCGCAGUACUGCGAGUUGACAACCCUUACAAAUAUCCCAAUUUAACCCUUAACCGUGUCAAUUUACCCCGGACGCUGGGUAAAUUGGGACGGCCAUUAUUUUACCGAUUAUUUCUUUAAAAUUAAUAAUUAAAAUAAUGUAACGGUUUUUAUCCCCUAGGUACGUUCAAGACUCAACUUAUUUCUUUGGUUGAGCAGUGACUAUUUAAUUGGAACUAUUUUAAAAUUCAAUCUGAAGGUCGAUUUUGUCCCUAUUUACCCCAUUGUACGGUACCUAUGUACUCGUUAUCAGUGAUAGGGAUUCUCUUUUCCAACAGAAAAGGCGAAGAUAUCGAACCGUGCGGCCUUUUUUAGUUUACUGUAUUUAAUUAUGAUUAAAUUAUAUCAAACGACAUGAGAUAGGAUGAAAUAAAUCCUGCUCCUCGGUUGGUUAACGUUUUUGAAGAACUAGGAAGCCUUGUCGAGUGACUGGUUCAUUUCCCCACAUUUGUGCACUUGCACAGAUGCUAAACGGUGAAUAAACCACCAUAUUACAGGUUUAAACCUGGAGAAGUUCUAAAUUAAUAAAGUAAAACAAUUCAUAAAACUUCAGGCCGCGCAUUCCCGCCAAAGUCUUAGAACAUUUUUUGAAAUUUUUGAGUUGUAAUAAUGCAGCAUUGUACAUUGUACAGAUUCAGCAUAAAUUGUAACUAGGUACUACCGUACUGUAAUAAUCUGUGAUGUUUAUUUUCAAUUUGAUAACAAGUGAACUUAAGUUGAUAAGAUAAUUUUGCUAAUUAAAGUACAGGUUAUUGCUAACUGUGAUUACUGUAAUUAUAAAUACCAUUAGUAUAUUGCGAAAAUGUUAUUAAGUAAAUUAAAAUUGAGAUCCUUCAUUGUUAGAGUUGUAAAUACCCGAAAUCUAGCCACAAAGAUACAACAACUGAACGAAAAUGUGAAUCCUGUUGUAUUUGAGAAACUUACUGGGGUAGAUAAGGGUAUCGCAUUAUGCGGUCUCAACAGCCCUAAAGACAGGAACGCACUCGGAUUUACCCUCAUAGAUGCGAUGCGCGAGGUCAACCAGAUCAUUCGAGAAGAUACCAAACUGUCUGUUGUUAUCUUUCAUAGUAUGGUUCCGGGAAUUUUCUGCGCUGGAGCUAACCUAAAAGAACGCUUAAAAAUGUCCGAUGAAGAGGUAGCCAAAUUCGUUCGAGGGCUUAGAGAAACUUUUAUUGAAAUCGAAGACUUGCCCAUGCCAACCAUAGCUGCUGUGGAAGGAGUGGCUGUUGGUGGAGGGUUGGAAUUAGCCUUGGCAUGUGACAUCAGGAUAGCAGCAGAUACUGCUAAACUAGGUCUUGUCGAGACUGGUAGAGGUCUUAUUCCCGGUGCUGGAGGUACCCAGAGACUACCAAGAACUAUUCAGCUACCAAUUGCUAAAGAGUUGAUAUUUACAUCAAGAAUUGUUAGUGGAAAGGAAGCUAAAGCAUUAGGCAUAGUGAAUCAUGUGGUCGCACAAGACACUGCAAACAAAGCAGCCUUUGAGAAGGCCUUGAGCAUUGCACGAGAAAUCAUCCCGAAUGCCCCCAUAGCCCUCCGUUGUGCAAAACAAGCUAUCAGUGAAGGCAUACAGCUGAGUAUCAAGGAUGGUUAUGAGAUAGAACAGAAAUGCUACGAAAUAAAUAUUCCAACUAAAGACAGACAGGAAGGCAUGAUUUCAUUUAUGGAAAAAAGAAAACCUGUUUAUGAGGGACAUUAGCUAACAUUUUUUUAAAAGAAAUUUAUCAAUACUUAUUCAAACUCUUCAAUUUGUUUACAUGUUGACUAUUGAUACAAUUUUAAAUUGUUUUUAUUUUUUUAUAACUUAAAAAUAUAUAAUUUGUUACUAAAUGUUUAUAAAUAUAACUUUGUUAAUUUUAAA
This is a messenger RNA of Bombyx mori (domestic silkworm), 2446 nucleotides long. Its product is annotated as enoyl-CoA hydratase domain-containing protein 2, mitochondrial. Gene Ontology annotation, biological process: fatty acid beta-oxidation. Bases 1391 to 2284 code for a protein of 297 amino acids. Gene Ontology annotation, molecular function: catalytic activity. The transcript is spliced from 3 exons. Gene Ontology annotation, cellular component: mitochondrion. Lineage: Eukaryota; Metazoa; Arthropoda; Insecta; Lepidoptera; Bombycidae. The record is from RefSeq and is a predicted model, not a curated record.